AUGAGCAGUGAAAUAGCCAUCAGUAAAAUUCAAGCAGUUAAACAGAAAUUAGAGAAAUAUAUUGUUUCAAAACAGAAUGAUAAGGUUCAAGAAUACCUUCAGAUAUUGCACAAUGGAGCAAUUACUCCCGAAUUACUUCAAAAAACUGAAAUAGAUGUGCUUGUCAAUAGACUUGCAUCUGAUAAUACAGCUUCUUAUUAUUCAAUCGCUCAGAAUCUUCUAAAGAAAUGGCAUGAUAAGAAUCUCUUACAAAAAACAACAAAUACAUCCAAAUUUCUUCGUCCAAGACAUGAACGUCAAGCUAUUUAUUCUGGUAAACGUGUUUGCCGUACUAUUGUUCCAUCACUUCAAGAUCUUUGUGUUGAAGUUCUAAAAGAUCAUGUUGAUGAUGUAUGUCAUACACAUUUACAACGACUUCCAUAUGAUAUUGUUAAACCAAUUAUUGAUUCAGCAAACCCUGAACAACUUCACAAUAUAGUUGAUAAUAAUCCAGAUUAUGUUGAUGAUGUUGAACCAUUAUGGAAAAAAUUUUGUUCAUUAAAAUUUAAAGAUGCUGAACCUGAUGAAGGUGAAAAUUAUUUUGAACUUUACUGGCGUAAAGUUGAUGAAGAUGAACAACGAUUACGUCGUAUAACAGAGCUUGCGAAAAAAAGAAAAGAAACAACAGUUGACACUAGUCGUCAAACAAAAUCCCUCACUCUACGGCAAACUACCAAUCGUCAUGUACCUAUGAGUAUGUCCACUAAAGUCACUCGAGAAGUCAUCGGCCUUCCACCGUCAAAACCUAUGCGAGGACAAGCAAAAGUUAAAAAAGCAACGAUGCCACCAUUGCUCAAAAAAACCCUUAGAUUUUACAAUGGAAAAAAUUAA
Messenger RNA from Adineta steineri, 870 nucleotides. The record is from the annotation of a GenBank genome assembly. Lineage: Eukaryota; Metazoa; Rotifera; Eurotatoria; Adinetida; Adinetidae.